This is a messenger RNA of Labrus bergylta (ballan wrasse), 4570 nucleotides long. NCBI's taxonomy places the organism in Eukaryota, Metazoa, Chordata, Actinopteri, Labriformes, Labridae. The record is from RefSeq and is a predicted model, not a curated record.
UUCAGCGUCACUCUGAAGAAAUGAAACUUAAAGUUUGUCAGGGUGUCGACCACGCAGCCGUCCAGAAAGGUCUCCGUUUCUCUUCAAAGAAAUUAAAUUAACUUCAUCCAAUCUUUGUCAACGACACAGCAGAGUCUCUGCAAACACUGAUAUGGCUGCUGCAAACUAUCAUCGGUCUGAGGAUCAGUUUCUCUGCUCCAUCUGUCUGGAUGUGUUCAAUGAUCCUGUUAGCACAUCAUGUGGACACAACUUCUGCAAAAACUGCAUCACUGAACACUGGAACACCAACGACCAGUACCUGUGUCCAAUGUGUAAGACGGUUUUCAACACAAGACCUGAGCUGCACGUCAACACUUUGCUCUCUGAGAUGGUUGGUCAGUUCAGAGACAAAGCUCAGCAGGAAGCCAGCAGCAGCAGCUCAGAGCUACAAGAGUCCAAACCAGGAGAAGUUCUCUGUGACGUCUGCACUGGACCCAAACUGAAGGCCCUGAAGUCCUGCUUAGACUGUCUGGUCUCCUACUGUGAGACUCACCUGGAGCCUCAUCUGACAGCUUCACGUCUGAAAAGACACCAGCUGAUCGACCCUGUGGAGAACCUGGAGGACAGGAUGUGUACGAAGCAUGAUAAACCUCUGGAGCUGUUCUGUAAGACCGAUCAGACCUGUGUCUGCAUGCUCUGCUCUGUUUUAGACCACCAGACACACAAGUUUGUUCCUUUGAAAGAAGAAUAUGAAGAAAAGAAGGCAAAGCUGGAGGAGACAGAGGCUGAAAUUCAGCAGAUGAUCCAGAAAAGACAACUGAAGAUUCAAGAGAUCAAACACUCAGUGGACCUCAGUAAGGACGAUGCAGACAGAGAGAUGGCAGAAGGUGUUCAAGUCUUCACCGCUCUGAAGGAGUCUGUUGAGAGGGGCCAGGCCGAGUUCAUCGACACGAUCGACAAGAAGCUGAAAACAACAGAGAAACAGGCCGAAGCUUUCAUCAAAGAGCUGGAGCAGGAAAUCUGUGAGCUGAUGAAGAGGAGCACUGAUGUGCAGCAGCUCUCACGCUCUGAAGACCACCUCCAUCUAAUCCAGAGAGUCCAGUCUGUUAACUCUGCUCCACCCACCAAAGACUGGACAGAGGUUAAUGUCCGUCAACCGCUUGACGAGAGGACACUGAAGAAAGCUGUGGCUCAGCUGGAGGAGACUCUAAGGGAAGAGAAGAAGAAGUUGGUUCAAACUGAGCUGAAGAGAGUCCAGCAGUAUGCUGUGGAUGUAACUCUUGAUCCUGAUACGGCACAAUCUAAUCUCAUCCUGUCUGAAGAUGGGAAACACGUUCAUCAUGGUGAUGUGAGGAAGAAUCUACCAGACAACCCACGGAGAUAUUCUUCUGCUCCUUGUGUUUUAGGAAAGCAGAAUUUCUCUGCAGGCAGAUUUUACUACGAGGUUCAGGUUAAAGGAAAGACUGAGUGGGAUUUAGGAGUGGCCAGAGAGUUGAGUAAAAGGAAGGGAAAAAUCACACUGAAUCCUCAAAAAGGUUUCUGGACUAUAGGUUUGAGAAAUGGAAAUAAGUACGAAGCUCUUGAUGACUCUUCAGUCCGUCUCUCUCUGAAGUCUGGUCCUGAGAAGGUGGGGGUGUUUGUGGAUUAUGAGGAGGGUUUGGUUUCCUUUUAUGACGUGGACUCUGCAGCUCUGAUCUACUCCUUUACAGACUGCUCCUUUAGGAUGAAACUCUUCCCUUACUUUGGUCCUAAUCCUAAUGAAGGAGGUAAAAACUCUGCCCCUCUGAUCAUCUGUCCUGUCAGAGUUAAAUAACCAUUUCUCUGAUUGCUCUUGUUUCAUCAAACUGAACAAAGAUGCAUGUUUGGUGGCAACAACUUAUAUUAUACAUCUUAGUUUCAAGAGAAGGUGUUGAGGGUUUGGCACAAUACAUACUCUUUGAUGAUUUAAUUCAAGUUCUUAUGGUUUGUUUGUUUUGAAUUUUACUGUUUAGUUUUUUUUGUUCCCAUUACACAGAGCUGCCAAGUGUCACACAUUGACCCUCAGAGUCAUCUUCACACAGUCACACGCUAACCAUCAUAUAAAUUGCCCCUUUUCAUGUUAAAUAUAUUUCCUCACUUGCUGCUUGCUGUACUACUAAUAAUAAUAAUAAUACUAAUACAUUUUAUUUAUAAGCGCCUUUCUGGACACACAAGGACAUUGUACAACAAUCAACAUUUAAAAAACAACGAUGGAUAAAAUCAGCAUACAAAAAAUAAAUGCAAUGUAGGACAGUGUAAUUACAGGUAAAAUGCUAGAGUAAGUAGGAGAUCUUGAACAGAUGGGUUUGAGUCUGGAUUUGAAAAUGAGGGUACUCAGGGCCCUAUAGGGCUCAACAGUGACUGCCCACCUUUCAGUGGCUCUGGUUCCAUGAGUAAAUUUCCCAAUUCAAAUCCUCUCUUAAUUUUUCAUGAAAUCCUUAUAUCAAGAGAUUGGCAACUGGAACCAAGACAGUCAGCUACCCCAAUACUAGUGACUAUAGUACAUGUAAUUAGGCACCAAACGGCAUUCAAAAUGGAAGAAAUGGCAAAGGUACAAGACUGUGUACAUAAUUUUCGUCCGUAGUCAAGGAACUAUCCAACCCACAAUCCAUUGGGAAUUAUAUAGUUUCUUCUUAAAAGUAACUUUGGUGGUUGUUAUCGUGUUUAUACUGUUAAUACACGUUUUGUACUAUCUUGUAGUUUGUGUUGUGGAAAAUUUAAACUACAUUCACAACGGCAUGACAAAGUUAUUAGUACUUUUCGUGUUAGCUAACUAACUAGCUAGCCUGCUUAUGUGUUCAUAUGCGACACCAAGGGGCUGGAAACAUUACCAUGGUAACAGCAAGCUCAACCAAUCAGAGACGUCACUGUGACACUCGUGGGUAGUGUAUUUCUUUGCCCCGAUAUCGCAAAUAAUUCUUGUUUUUCUUAAAACGAGGUUGAUAUCAUACGAGCUCGUGUCUCCAACAGGAGCUUCAACCAUUGUUUUACGCUCAGGUAGAGCAUAAGUCUACCUUGGAUAGUUAUGACAUUAUGGCUAAUAAUCAAAUCCGCUAUGGAGAAAAUUAAUGGAAUUUUUCUUCCAGCACCACACUGUUGAGCCCUAUUCUGCCUCUUAUUGGCAUACCCUGAACCAAUAAUCAACAGUCCUCAUGCCUAAAUCUAACCAACCUAACGAAAGGCAACGAGUACCAACCAAUCAGAGGCAGAGUAGGGCGAGUCAUGCCUUCAUGGCGGUCCAAACCAGCAAUGAUCCAGCGGAACCUAUGAGACAAGAGAACUCAGGAGCUUCCGGGAAGAUACAUGGUUAGUAACUUAAAUGGUAAAUGAAUAAUAAUAAGCUGUGAAUUAGCAAAGGGCAGGAUUUAAGAAAAUAUGAACAACAUCAUCACAGUCUAAUCUUAAUGUGCACUUUGUGUAUUCAUUCUAGUCACUAAUCUACUGAUCACUGACCUUUUUUAAGCUGCAUCCUUAUACACACAAACUUUUUGGAGAGUUUUCAUGUAAACCUUUGUUGAACACAUUUACUUUAAAUUCUGGAGGGAAGGAUUCUUUUCAAUCACAAGGAACAUUUCCUUUUGAAUUUGCAUGUAUGAUGAAAGACAAUGAAUAAACAGUUGUUCCAAAGUUAAUCAACAGAUUGAUUUCUCUGAUGUCUGAUCAGUUUUGAUAAAUCUUUGUUGUAAGCGCCAUUUUCCUGUAAUAAGUUUGUUAUUGUUUGAAUUAUAUAAUUAGCAGUACAGCAGAGAAUAUAUUGGUAUUUAUCUCAGGAAUAUUUAUGAAUAUUUACUGUGAUUAUUUCUGUAUUUUACUCUUAAGAUUUGUUGUGAGACUUCCGUAGUCACAUGAUCAAGAGACAGGAAGUUAAGUGUACUGUUGUGAGUUACGCUGUCGACAUAAAUAAACGAGUGACGGCGGAGCAACGCAGUAGUUUUACCAUGGACAUGGGAACAUGUGUACCAAGCCGACUCAGCAUGUAAAACAAUGGGCCUCAUUCACUAAUACAUGUGUAGAAAUGUUCUUACUCUGCGCAUAAAAUAAGAUCACCGUCAGAUUCAUGACACGUGUGUACCAGCCAGUUUUGUUCUCACCACCUCGCGUAUGUUAGUGAAUCAGAAUCAUUCUAAAUCAGCAGGCGCGCCCGCAACCUGCAAGCAGCAUAUUACCACGCCCCCAUCUCUCCAUACAAGAACAUCUGAUUGGUGUAUCAGGACGAGAGCAGUGAGGUGGAGACACGUAGAAGUCACAAGAAACAGCCUCAAAAGUAAAAAAAAAAGAGCGGUGUGUCUGGGGACUUAGAUGCUGUUUCAGGGAAUGACAUAGUUGCAGCAAUUCUGUACGUGCCUUGGCGGUCGGAAUCAGAAUAAAUUUAUGUAAAAAUAUAUCGAUGUAUCUCAGAUUUGUGCGGCAAAUGUUCGUACAAAUGUGAAUGAGGCACAUUGUCACGUCGUCACUUCGUGGUUAAGAAAAAAAUAACUUAAGAUUCAAGAAGAAGGCAGAAGAUAACCACUACAUUUGUCAAGUCAGUCUGUAAUAAUGUGAUUCUUUGAAAAAUAAAGGUUUUUUUGCACCA